AUUUCUAACCUCACAAUGCAUCACUCUCACCCUAAGGUGGCCGCCCCGCCACCACCGGAUGCGAGUGGUGGUGCCGUCGAUAUCUCCGACGGUAAGCGCGGGAAGAAGCGUGGCAAUUACAAUUGUGGCCGAUGUGGCCAACCUAAGAAAGGUCACGUCUGUAACGUGAAAACUCCCAUCUCUGCCGCCGUCACCGCCGUUGCCACCGCCAUAUCAACCGAUUCGUCUCACUAUGCCGUUUCUGCAUCUUCCUCCGCAUCCGCGCUCCGGAAGGCGGCGCCGUCUCGCCUCCGCCGUGCCCUGUCAUUCGAUGAUUUCGAUGACGGUGGUGCUGCCAUUUCCAGCGGAGGGAUCGAUGCGUCGGAAAUGGAGGAUAGAACGGUUGGUGAUUCGUUUGCGGACGCUGAUGAUGAUCUAGAUCUGAAAAUGGAUCUGGAUUUGGAUUUGGAUUCGUGCGGUUUGCCGGCGAGUCUCCGGUGGGAGGUGCUUCGGAGGCUGCCGCCGGUGGGAUUGUUGGCGGCGGCGCAGGUCUCCAAGGGAUGGAGGGAGACUGCCAAGAGACUUUGGAAGGCGGCGGAGGAGUUGAGACUUAGGGUUCCGGCGAACGUUCACGUCGGUUUUGUGGCAUCGAUGUUGCAGAAAUGCCCUGGGAUCGUGAGGCUCUCUCUUAGAAUGGAAAGUGAUUUUGACUCAACGAUGCUGGCUUGCAUUGCGUUUUCGUGUUCAAAUCUGGAGUAUAUGGAGGUCUCGAUGUCUGAUGGCGCAACCAAUCGGAUCAAUGGGGGUGAGUUAGGCCGGUUUGUUGCUGACAAGAGAAGCCUCAAAUGCCUCAAGAUGGAAGGUUGUUCUAACCUGGGUGGCUUUGUCCUCUGUUCGGCUAGUCUUUCUACCCUUUGGCUGUCAGAUCUGCACUCUCUUUCUAAAAUGGUAUUUAACUGUCCCCAGUUGAGAGAGAUUUCGUUGGAGUUUUCUCGACAAGAAAAUGAUAGUACUGAUCUAACAACUAUGAUUGAAGGAUUGGGCAGAAAUUGUUCAAGAUUGCAGAAUAUACAUAUAGCUGCUUUGAGGCUUUCUCAUGCUGCUGUGCUUGCUCUUACAGCUGCUCAAUUGAGGGGGCUGCGAAUGCUUUCUCUUGUUCUCGGAUCUGAAAUUACUGAUGCAUCUGUUGCUGCUAUUGCUUCUAGCUACCCUAAUUUAGAAUUGCUUGAUCUCAGUGGAUCUGGCAUAAGUGACAGUGGCAUAGGAAUAAUUUGCAAUGUGUUCCCUGAAACAUUGUCAAGACUCCUUCUUGCCCUUUGUCCUAAUGUGACUUCAAGUGGCAUUCAAUUUGCUACUGCUCAGCUUCCGCUUCUUGAGCUUAUGGACUGCGGCAUGACCAUAUGUGAUCCUGAUUCACUUAAUCCAACCACUGAUGAAGACAAUUGCAAACCACAGGAAACAUCCAGCACAAAUAUGCACCUUACAAAUCAAAAGUUAAUUAUCAAACAUAGCCAUUUAAAGAAGCUUAGUUUAUGGGGUUGCUCUGGCUUGGAUGCCCUAUAUUUAAAUUGUCCACAGCUUAAUGAUCUGAAUCUAAAUUCUUGUAGGAAUUUGCAUCCAGAACGACUGCUGCUUCAGUGCCCCACGUUAGAAAAUGUGCAUGCAUCAGGUUGUAAAGAUAUGUUAAUUGGGGCCAUCCAAAGUCAGGUUUGCAAUGCCUUUACUGCUAUGGAGAACCAAUCACCUUCUAAACGUCUACCUGAUGGCUCGAAAAGAGUUCGAGUUCCUUAUUUACUGGAGGAUGAGUGUCCUGAGCCUGAUAAGAAGCGGAGGAAGAUUGAGAGACGGCUUUGUAAUGUGCUUGUGAACUGAUCAUCUCAUGCCCUUUAAUUUCCAAUGUAUACUUGUGCAAUAUAUUGUAUGUUGUGAUUUUUAAGUUUCAGAAGCAUAAUCCCCUUAGUAGCCGGAUAUAAACACGUCAUAUUUUAUUUUAUUUUUUCAUGUUAGGCUCCUUAAUGAAUGCCCUAGAACUGUAUCUCAUUUCAAUUAGAUAAAUGUUCAAGUUGAGCCAUUGUUAUGAACAUAUGGUGACAGCUUCAUUUUCAAUAAAUAAACAUUUUUUCUUA
This is a messenger RNA of Arachis duranensis, 2105 nucleotides long. Its product is annotated as F-box/LRR-repeat protein 17. Gene Ontology annotation, molecular function: protein binding. Lineage: Eukaryota; Viridiplantae; Streptophyta; Magnoliopsida; Fabales; Fabaceae. The coding region runs from base 16 to 1851 and encodes 611 amino acids. The record is from RefSeq and is a predicted model, not a curated record. The transcript has 11 exons.